UGCCAUUACGCACGACUAUAAUAAGAAUGGGCCGCGAGUCUGCGUGACGUCACAUCUGCUUCUGUAUAAAUAAAGUGAGCGGCGACCACUGAAAGAAAGGCACGACUGCGGGAUUCCUGAACCAGGCAUCGUUGGAUUUAUUGGCAGCACCUAGACCUCUGUUUUAAGCAAUGACUUUGAACAAGAGCGACAAAUUGCGCAGCAUGGACAAGAGGAGAGGCAGCACGCCCUUCCCCGUGAACAUGGCCAACCUGCACCGCAGAAGCAUGCCGGUGGACGACAGGGACCUGCGCGCCACCGCCGUGGACCCGAGCGGACAAAACCACGAGCUGUCCAAGAUGCUGCGCUGCACCACCUACUCCCAGAACGAGCAGCACCGGGGCAGCUGCGCCUCCGACUCCUCGGACUCGGUCAUCUCCACCGGCAGCGAGGCCGACUCGCAGGUGCACAAGGUGGUUCUCCUCGGGGAGCACGGCGUGGGCAAGUCGAGCCUGGCGCGCGUCUUCGGCGGAGUUGAGGACGCUGCUCACGACUGUGACGAAGCAGGGAACUCCUAUGACAGAUCUAUUGUGGUGGAUGAGGAAGAAUCAGCUAUUGUGCUGUAUGACAUCUGGGAACAGGAUAACAGCCAGUGGCUAAAGGAGCAGUGCAUGAGGAUGGGUGACGCCUACAUCAUCGUGUACUCGGUGACGGACAAAUCAAGCUUCGAGAAGGCGUCGGAGUUGCGAAUUCAGCUGCGCAGGGCCAGACAGUCUGAAGAUAUUCCCAUAAUCCUUGUGGGCAAUAAGAGUGACCUGGUGAGGUCCAGAGAAGUGUCAGUUGAUGAGGGGAGUGCUUGUGCGAUGGUGUUUGACUGCAAGUUCAUAGAGACGUCGGCCUCCCUACACCACAACGUGCAGGACCUGUUUGAGGGCAUCGUUAGGCAAAUCCGCCUGAGGAAGGACAGCAAAGAGGAGAACGCUCGACGCAUGGCUAACUGCAGGCGGAGAGAGAGCAUCAGCAAGAAAGCCAAAAGAUUUCUGGGCCGCAUGGUUGCACGCAAAAACAAGAAGAUGGCUUUUAGGCAGAAGUCAAAGUCCUGCCAUGACCUCACAGUUCUUUGAGAACUACAUUGGACACAAAGACUUUCCAUCUUUUCUUGGCCUCGGAAGACCCAGCGCUGUGUGUUUUUUAUUUGAACACUAACUAAAAUGGACUAAUAGAGCUGUACAGAAAUAUAUUUUUGAUCUUCAGACACCAAAAGCAAAGUCUAUAGUAGAAGACAGACUUGACUUGUCAUAUCAUGUUAAUGGUGUUCACAUGCAUGAAGCUUUGCCUAUUUAUUUCAUUUUGUCUGCCUUAAUCCACAAAGGUUUUUUUUCUAUUAGAUUGCAAAGAUUUCCUUUUCUAUUUUACUGAAAGGGAUCAUCGAUGUUAAAAUAGUACCAUGAAUGAUGCUGAAUGCAACAUACAUACAUCUCAUUAUGCACACGGCCAUAAAGCAUCACAAGUAUUCUGGAGUAAUAUUCACUUGAAGGACGGUACGCAGGUUCGUGCCUCAGUCAAGUUAAAAGAACCUGCAGCAUUAAGAGAAACUAUUGCAGUUGUUCUUUAACACUGAGUUCAAUUUUUGAAGCGGUAUGCUGUAUUUGUCUUGUAGACAUUCAGGUUUUCUUUGUCUUCGAUAUAUAUUUUUUUUCAAUAAAUUUUCAAAUGAAAAUAUAAAACCUCUUAUUUCCUGCAGCGAAAAAAAAAAGAAACAAUGUUUUGGUUGAGUGAAAGUGAGUACUGUGAUUUUCACCCUCUUGAAUAUUCAUUUGAGGCUGUCAGCGGAAUGGUUGUGCUCUGGCUUUGGCUUUAUAGGCAGGAAACAUGGUAGUUAAGCGUGGGUAUUUGAAUUUGUUAAACAUUAAUCCGCUGAAGGAGUACAAGAGCAAGACUUUUUCCAGCCAAUUUUAAACUCCGCUCACACCUCUCAAAGGGACCACACACAUCAUUCCAAGAAGGUAAGGAUACAGCAAAAUAUUUCUUUAAAAGUGUUGUUUUUUUUUGUUUUUUUUAAUUGCACCUUAAAACACAAGAUGUAGGAAUAUUUUAGGAUAACCUUUACGAGCCUUUCAUGAAUUUUUGGUCAAAUGUAGCUUUCGUGAGUCUUGUGGUACUGCCGGUGAGGUGUCACUUUAAUGUUUCAUAGGUUACACAUCAGAAUGCAUGAAAUAAUACCAUGUUUGUGAUGCAGUAACAAGCGAGAUCUGUAGAUUCCUGUCUGAAGCCAUGUGGGUUUGAAAUGUUAUAACAUUUACAGGUAGUCAUCAUGGCUGAUAGCAGGGCUGGACCUGCGCUCAUAUUUGCUGUCACAGUAAGAUACUUACAGUACCCUGAUGCACCUUUAAAUACAUAAUUGUUCACCACAUGGAAAAGUAAAGGCUCAGUAAAUAAAAAAAAAAAUAAAAAUAAAAAAUAAACAUCA
This is a messenger RNA of Phyllopteryx taeniolatus (common seadragon), 2449 nucleotides long. It is a transcript of the gene rrad, whose product is annotated as Ras-related associated with diabetes. The transcript is spliced from 5 exons. The coding region runs from base 171 to 1103 and encodes 310 amino acids. Gene Ontology annotation, biological process: negative regulation of high voltage-gated calcium channel activity. Gene Ontology annotation, molecular function: GTP binding; GTPase activity; calcium channel regulator activity. Lineage: Eukaryota; Metazoa; Chordata; Actinopteri; Syngnathiformes; Syngnathidae. The record is from RefSeq and is a predicted model, not a curated record. Gene Ontology annotation, cellular component: plasma membrane.